Molecule: messenger RNA, 1858 nt
Organism: Sebastes umbrosus (honeycomb rockfish)
Lineage: Eukaryota; Metazoa; Chordata; Actinopteri; Perciformes; Sebastidae
Product: apoptosis regulator BAX-like
Exons: 6
Coding region: 80-652 (190 amino acids)
Biological process (GO): intrinsic apoptotic signaling pathway in response to DNA damage; positive regulation of apoptotic process; extrinsic apoptotic signaling pathway in absence of ligand
Cellular component (GO): mitochondrial outer membrane
Molecular function (GO): protein heterodimerization activity; protein homodimerization activity; channel activity
Source: RefSeq, a predicted model, not a curated record
GUCACAUGAGUCCUGACGUCAUGCCUUUACGUGAUAUGACUUUAUGAUUGCACGGAAGCGCUGAACAUCAGACAACAAGAUGGCAUCACACCCGGGAGGCGGCGAUCAAGGCAAUACUAAAGACCAGAUACUGGAAGUAGGAGCUGUUUUGUUAAAAGAUUUCAUCUACGAGCGGGUUCAGCGGCAUGGAGAUACUUCAGUGACCAGAGCACAGCUGGGUGGAGGAGAGCUAUGUGACCCAAACCACAAGAAGCUCGCCAUGUGCUUGCAGCAGAUUGGAGAUGAGCUGGAUGGAAAUAUAGAGCUCCAAAAGAUGAUAAACAACUCUUCGAUCAGUCCCACUAAAGAGAUGUUUAUGAAAGUCGCCAUUGAGAUCUUUUCAGAUGGAAAAUUCAACUGGGGCAGGGUGGUUGCACUGUUCUACUUUGCCUGUCGACUCGUCAUCAAAGCUCUUGUGACUAAUGUUCCCGAUAUCAUCCGAACAAUAAUCAGCUGGACCAUGGACUACCUCCGGGAAAAUGUGAUCAACUGGAUCAGGGAGCAAGGUGGCUGGGAGGGUAUUCGGUCCCACUUUGGCACACCCACAUGGCAGACGGUGGGAGUUUUCUUGGCUGGUGUUCUCACCACUGUUCUAGUCAUUCGCAAGAUGUGAGGUGUUUGUGAUGAGCAGACGUGAAAGAUGGGAAGACGGACGCCUGAGGGAAAUUGGGACGGGAACGGGAACAUCUGAAAGAGAACAGAAAGAAGUUAUGGCAGAGUGAACAAGUUGAACAGGAAGAGCUUGUAUUAGGACACGAAGAGCCAGUCUUCGUUCCUGUCUCCUUUUCAUUUCCAAGGAUUGGGAGUUAGACUGAAUGCACUGUCGCACCCAUGAUUCCUGUGCCACUGAGGAAGUGAGCGGAGCAUGAUUACAUGCUUAAAAUGGGGGGGGUGGAGAGUUUGUCAGACUUUAACAGGGAAUGCAUUUUAAGUAAUUUAUUUUUUACUUGGUACAGACAAAAAUAGUCACGCAUUCUGUUUUCUGCCCAUAAAAAUAUAUGGACUGAACAUUUUUGAAAUUAGAGUUUCCUUUUUUUGCUUUAUUUUCAUUUCACUUUCGUUCCAUUCAGAUUGCUUUUCUGAUCUUCCCGCUCUCUCCAUCCACCUCAUCCCGGUGCCUGUAUGCUAGAAGAAAUCCAUCUUCAUAUGUAUCUGUGAGUGUUAACUGGUGUAAAUCUGUAAUGAUCUGCUAGCAAUGAACACAUUGGACGGUGGUCACAUCCCACCGAGAGAUAUUUUUGCAAACAAUUAUUAGAUUUACUAAGCAUAUACAUAUAUACCAAGCAAAUGACACAUCCAAUUAUAUUUGGGCUCAAAUAAACCUGAAUAAUCUCUCCCCUUGAAUACACAACUCAACCUUAUUUCAGUGGUUAACAAAAGUGCCACAACAGGAAUUUGUGUACAAAGUUAUAUUACGUUAAGCAUUGUGACCUUAAUGUGGCUUCCACUUAAAACAAACAACCCUGCCUAUUAGUGUCUGUGACAUUUCACGUGGUCUAUGGAAGAUGUUGUACCGCAGACGCAGAAAGCAUUAGAUUGCUCACAGAUGCUUACCUCAUUUCACACAUACCGUACUGUACGUUUACUUGAGAUAUUCAAACUGCAAUCUUUAUCUACACAGCAAAUGGCUUUUUAUACAUACUUCUUUGUUUGUCAGUGCCUUGGUGUUUUUUUUACUAUGAAAUCACUUUGAUAUUCUCAACUUUUCACCUUUUUCUAUCACAUUUGUAAAGCUCAAAUUAGUUUCCAGUCCCCCCCUGAAAAUCAUUUUGCUGUGAUCUUGUCUUUGUAAUAUGGAAAAUAAAUCUUAUAACUCUGA